This is a messenger RNA of Syzygium oleosum, 1073 nucleotides long. Its product is annotated as ribonuclease 2. Gene Ontology annotation, biological process: RNA catabolic process. The transcript has 9 exons. Gene Ontology annotation, molecular function: RNA binding; ribonuclease T2 activity. Bases 38 to 853 code for a protein of 271 amino acids. Gene Ontology annotation, cellular component: extracellular region. NCBI's taxonomy places the organism in Eukaryota, Viridiplantae, Streptophyta, Magnoliopsida, Myrtales, Myrtaceae. The record is from RefSeq and is a predicted model, not a curated record.
AUCUGUCGCGCUCGAUUCUCUCUCUGUCUCUCCAUCGAUGGCUUCUUCUUCUUCGUCUCUCCUUCGCCUGACGGUUCUCGUCGCGGUGAUCGCGGCGGCGAUGAUCGCCGGAGAGGCUGACGACGGCGGCGGCAACCGGAGGGAGUUCGAUUACUUCAAGCUGACGGUGCAAUGGCCCGGCACCUACUGCCGGCGGACUCGCCAUUGCUGCUCCUCCAACGCCUGCUGCCGCGGCUCAAAUGCUCCAGCUGAAUUCACCAUACAUGGACUAUGGCCCGAUUACAAUGAUGGAACUUGGCCUGCCUGUUGCAGUCGAUCUGGUUUCAACGAAAAAGAGAUCUCUACAUUGGUUGAUGCACUUGAAAAAUACUGGCCAUCUUUAAGUUGUGGUUCAUCUUCAACUUGUCAUGGUGGAAAAGGAUCAUUCUGGGCUCAUGAGUGGGAGAAGCACGGAACUUGCUCCUUUCCUGUAGUGCGAGAUGAAUACAACUACUUUUUAACAGCUCUGAAUGUCUACUUCAAAUAUAAUGUCACUAAAGUACUAAAUGAUGCUGGAUAUCUGCCUUCUACCACUGAAAAAUAUCCUCUUGGGGGCAUCGUUUCUGCAAUUCAGAAUGCUUUCCAUGUGACCCCAGAAAUAGCUUGCUCCAAUGGAGCUUUGCAGGAGGUCCGCUUAUGCUUCUAUAAGGACUUUCAGCCUCGAGAGUGUGCGGUCGGAUCUAUCCUCCUACAAGAUAUGAGUUUAUCACAAAGCUCAUGUCCCAAGUACGUCAGCUUGCCAGCAUAUGUGUCACCUGGGCAAGCAAAGACUGAAUGGAUAAUGCCGUCGGUUCCCCAAAUCGAAGCUCUAUAGGCUCUUGGACUGGCAGAGGCUGCCCAUCAAUCAGUUGGCAUUCAGUCACGAUUGGGAUGGUGUAUGUCGUGAUGUACAUGUAUAGAAUGAUGAUUCGUGUUGUAUUCAUAAUUAUGAAGAGCGAACUACCGCAAUGUGUGCGUAGUUGCUCGGAACUUCCCACUUCGAGGGUGGGGACAUUGCAGAUAUGCUCCCUAAGAAAACUAACUGCUUGCUGAAA